GAUGGUCACAAAAUAUUUAAGCACAGCCUCUCCACAAACCACCGAACCUCUCUCUCUCUCUCUCUCGCUGAAGUUUUAAUGGGGGCCAGCCCUGUCGGCGCAAGAUGAAGUUAAUGGGUGGGACCCAGUCACCGGAGAGUACUGGCAUGAGGCUACGCCGGGUGGGCAGGAAGCCGGACAAAAUCGGCUCCGGAAUCCGGCCGCGGAAGUCCGGAACUCCGCGGGGGAAAUCUGGGGCGCUUGCCACACCUUUCUUGAAGUGGAAGUUCGACGACAGAGACUUCUGCAUCCCCGCGCAAGACCCGCCGGUGGCUGGACGGCGGUGUUAUACGAAGUUGAGAGGCGACCUCGAGGCUUCGGUAUCGGCGAGGAGGCUCGCUGCCGGGCUGUGGCAAUGUCGAUCUUCUGAUCAGUUACGAUACGAGUGCAGUAUUGUGCACGGAAAAAAUGCAUUUCCCUGUCAUCAUCAUAGCAGAGAAUUUGCUGCUAAAUUGAAGGAACUGCCGAAGAGCACUCUUUCUAUAACUGGCCCAAGGAAUGGCAUUCUGUCUAAGCUUGACUCUUCGCUGUCACUUCCCAAAUCUGCAAUGCAGGGGGCAGCAAAGUGGGAUCCUAGGUGCCAAACAUCAUCUGAUGAGGUUUACCACUAUUUCAGCAGCAGCAUGAAGCUUCUUGAAGAUCAGCAUUCCAUUACUGUUUCAGCUUUUUCUGCAUUGCGAGCAGAACUUUUAAGGGCCCAAACUCGCAUUCAAGAGUUUGAAGCUGAGCAGCAUUCCUCUAAGAAGAGGUUUGAUCACUUCUUAAAGAAGCUUGGUGAGGAAAGAACCUCAUGGAAAAGAAGAGAACAUCAUAAAAUCCAUAUGAUUGUUGAAGGCUUGAAGGAAGAAUUGCACAGGGAAAGGAGAAAUUGCCAGAGGAUUGAAAUCAUUAACACCAAAUUGGUCAAUGAGUUAGCUGAUGCCAAGUUAUCUGCUAAGUGGUGCUUGCAAGAGUAUGUGAAAGAAAGAAAAGGCAGGGAACUAAUGGAAGAGGUAUGUAAUGAACUAGCUAAGGAAAUUGCUGAGGACAAGGCUGAAGUUGAAGCAUUGAAGAGGGAAUCUGUGAGAAUUUAUGAGGAGGUUGAAGAAGAGAGAAAGAUGAUGCAGAUGGCUGAGAUUUGGCGAGAGGAACGGGUCCAGAUGAAGCUGGUUGAUGCAAAGCAGAUUCUUGAACAUAAGUAUAGCCAAAUGAACAAACUUAUUGCAGAUCUUGAAGCUCUUCUGGGAUCAAAACUUGCGUCCUCAAAUGCAAUGGAAUCAGAAAAUGCUGAUUUAAUCCAACAGGUAGCAAACUUGGUGAAAAUUGAAGAUUUCAGUGAAUUUUCGUAUGUUGCUCCAAAGUCUUACGAUAUAUUUUCUACUACCAAAGAGUUCCAUAAUGGUGAAACAAAUGAAAAGAAAUUUAAACCUUGUGCUAAUUAUCAUCUUGCUAGCCAUGCAUCAAAAGUCCACAUUACGAAUCCUGACAUUGGUGAGCUUGACAAAAGCCAUGUGCAGGACAAUUCAGUUGGCCUCAUUGUCCAUGACAGGGGUUCGGAAGAAGGGGCAUGUGGGUGGGUAACUGUAUGUCAUGCUGAGGAUCAGGGUUCAAUUUAUUGCCCCAAAGAAUGUGAUGUUUCUGUUAACAAGACUAGCCAAGGUAAAAAUGUCUCAAGGAGUGUUACAGAAUGGGAUGAAAGAGCAGGACAAUAUUCCCCACACACUAUAAUCAGUGAGGUCUGCUCAGUAUCAGCAAGACAAUCGAACCAGCAGCCGUCUUUUGUAUCCAGGACUUCGGGAUCAUCCCCAAGUAAUGGUGUUGUUGACAGGAUUUUGUCAGUUGAUGCAAAUGGAAGGCUUUCAAAUGGAACAAUUUCUAAUACCGAAAACAUUUCCCCAGGCAGAGAUUCAGCCAAAAGUUUGUCAGUUGUCCAGCAGGAUCCAUCAGUGCGAUGGAGCGCAUCUGACUUGAGGAACCCACACAUAACUCGAGGGAUUAAGGGCUGCAUUGAAUGGCCAGCAAUCAUCCAGAAAAAUAGUUUGAAGGCUAAGCUCUUGGAAGCAAGGAUGGAAGGACGGAAAAUACUAUUGCGACAAGUCCUAGAACAAAAGAGUUGACUGAAAUGAAGUCUCAAAAUAUUUGGCUGGUCUGAUCAAAGUUAUGGUGGAAACUGAAUUUUGCCUUCCCCAUCUUCACCCUUUUCACUAUUAGGUGGUAAUAUGGGAGGAAUUGGUGGAAGCUCACCAAAAGCAGCCCUCAACUGUGGACAGACACAAGCUUUGUCUGUAUUCAUAUCAAUCAUCCAUCGAAUUCAACCUGUAAGAGUUUUCUCUCAUCACUUGCCAAUGCCUAUUUGUCAUUUCCUUGCUUGAGCAACCGAGGUGUAAUACACAGCGAAUAGAUUUACUUUUGUCUCCAUAGAAGUAUACUUUUCUCAGAAUUGAGAGCUGUCUAUGCAAAUCGAUAUUGUAUACUAUAUUUAUAGAUGAAAAAUGAGAAUACAAUUGAGGGAAGAAAUUUUCAUUA
Malania oleifera is the source of this 2544-nucleotide messenger RNA. RefSeq lists its product as uncharacterized. The transcript has 3 exons. The record is from RefSeq and is a predicted model, not a curated record. NCBI's taxonomy places the organism in Eukaryota, Viridiplantae, Streptophyta, Magnoliopsida, Santalales, Ximeniaceae. The coding region runs from base 105 to 2135 and encodes 676 amino acids.